Acyrthosiphon pisum (pea aphid) is the source of this 1814-nucleotide messenger RNA. RefSeq lists its product as uncharacterized. The record is from RefSeq and is a predicted model, not a curated record. The coding region runs from base 347 to 1570 and encodes 407 amino acids. The transcript is spliced from 4 exons. NCBI's taxonomy places the organism in Eukaryota, Metazoa, Arthropoda, Insecta, Hemiptera, Aphididae.
UUUAAAUGUGGCGACGUCACUACAGCCUAUUAUUACAAAAGUUUGACUUGUAGGUACCUAAACCCUAGUGGAAAUUAUGAAAUAUAAUUCGAAUCCACCAAAAAUGUAUUGAAAUAAAAUAUUUGAUGUCUACUAUAAUACAGAUAGUUUUCUUUCUACUUUCAAUAGAAGUUUCAAAUUCAGUUCGUGUUUGACUCCCUACCAAGCAAGACGUAUGUAAUCGCAAUCGCAUUUUUAUCUUCCUACAGAACUGUACAACGCUCAGCGCUAAACCGCUAAAAGUCAUUAAUAUUCAACAAGAAAUAAGAGAGUUGGACGUAUUGUGAUCAAAUCAAUCAUUACAACAAUGGAGUCUUUAUUGCGAGAACAACUGCCAGAAAUUGUGAGCAAUGGCACGUUCGGAAAAAAUCUUAAAUAUUUGUCAUUUGAUUUGGACAAGGAUCACGUCGGACAGGAUCAGUACAUGUCAACAGUAUUAUUUGGUACAGUCACCACAUCUGAUGAAUCAAAACAUCGUGUUGUGAUAAAGUUAAAACUUCGAGAUGAAAAGAUGAGAAUUCAGUUCCAAAUCGACUUUCAAUUCCACAACGAAAUUGCCAUGUAUGAAAGAAUUAUACCAUUCUUCUUUGAAUGUCACCGCUCUAUGGCGGGUGUUGGGAACUUACCAACAUUGGCUCGGUUUUUAUACGGCCGUAAUAAAUGCGGUGAGUUUUUUGAAAAAGAUUUAAUAGUAUUGGAGAACAUCAAUCCUCUGGGAUUCCGAUUGUGCGAAGACCGUCUGUUCAUCGACUACAACCACCUCGUAAUUGCGUUACAAGCAUUAGCCAAGUUCCAUGGGUUGUCAUACACGGCGAAAAACAAAGACCCUGAUCGAUUUCAAGAAAUCAUUACGGAUAUCCGGGAUACACAAUUUGAUGUAGAUGGACAAUGGAUAUUUAAGAACAACGCAUUAAGUAGAUUCGGUAAGCGAGGAGUUGACCAACUGCUAAAACGUAGCGGUGACCUUUAUCGGAACAACGAGCACUUGCGACGCUUUAACGUGCUCAUUGGUGAUGGAGACAACUCGUUGAGGCGUGCACUCGUUCCACGAGAACCAUUUUCCGUCCUGUGCCAUGGGGACUUCAACCGGAACAAUGUGGCGUUCCGGUACGACGAGGCGGGACUUCCAGUUGACGUUUUGCUGUUUGAUUUCGGGACGCCUCGUUAUGGUUCGCCGGCGUUAGAUCUGUCGUUUUUCUUCUACAUGAACACGACGCAAAACUUACGUGAAAGUCGGUGGGAUGACUUACUGAACGUAUAUUGCUUGACUUUGGCGGAAUCCGUAGCGUCCAGCGUACGCGUUCCGAACAGGGCCGAACUUGACUCUGAAAUGGCCACGUUUGCUUAUUAUGGCUUUGCACACGCAUCAUUUUUCUUACCCUAUCAGUUAGAAUCGAAUAUCGUUGAUAAUGAGGGAAUGGACGAUGAAGAAACUUUGGAGUGGUUUUUACAGCAAGGUGGCGACAUUGGGUCAGGUUUAGUGGCUGACAUUGUCCAACACAUCGUCGACAUGGAGUACACGAACCUGUGACGUGGUUCUUAGUUUGUUUGAUUGCUAGAUACAGAUCACUAUUGUACUAUAUUAUAAAUCAAUGCUGCUUUGCCGAUUUGGUGUUCAUAUUUUAUCUUUAUUAUAUUAUUAAGUCAUUCAUUAAAAUGUACCAAUAUUAUUUUAAUAUUUUAUAAGUAUUUUGUAUAUAAAUAAUAAUAUGUAUGUAAAUAAUUGAUUUUUUAACAAAAAGGAUUAAAAUAAAUUAAUAUAAUUCAAUCAUAUG